CAUGACGGCGAAGAGAAACUGGGUCACCGAUUGAAAAUCGUUUAUGUCACAGUUCUCCGUGUUGCUAUCGCAUAUUACGAGCGAGUUUCAAUGGACAGACGGACUUUAUCGUACAUAGGCAGACAGGCCAGACCAGCUGUAUAAGGAUCAGAUCAUAUUAAGGCAAACCACAUCAAAGCGGAUAAAAGUAGGUCAGACUGAAUCAAACCAGACUCGGAGCAGAUCAGAACGAAGUGGACCAGACUGAUCCAGACGACACCAGGCGCAUCCAGGAAGCCUGUUCAAGUUUCCUUUCCAGUUGAGGGCUCAAGAGUGGAUGGAAGGAGAUGAUUUUAAUACAGAGGCUGUGAUGAACAUCUGUGAUGACCUGAUGGCAGACCAGCGGAUGGACAUCUCGUCUACAAUGACUGACUUCAUGUCCCCCAGCUCCACUGAUCUCAUCUCCAGCUCCAUCAGCACGCCUGGCAUGGACUACAACCGCAAGAGGAAAGGCAGCAGCACGGACUACCAAAUUGAUGGCUUCUCAUUUGAUGACAUGGAUCCAGAUAAGGAUAAACUGGGGAGUGACCACCAGGGCAGGAUUAAGAAUGCCAGAGAGGCUCACAGUCAGAUUGAGAAACGUCGGAGAGACAAGAUGAACAGCUUCAUCGACGAGCUGGCCUCUCUUGUACCCACUUGUAACGCAAUGUCCCGCAAACUGGAUAAGCUGACGGUCCUGCGUAUGGCGGUGCAGCACAUGAAGACACUCAGAGGUGCAGCUAACCCAUACACAGAGGCAAACUACAAACCUUCCUUUCUGUCAGAUGAUGAACUAAAGCAUUUGAUAUUAAGGGCUGCUGAUGGUUUCCUGUUUGUGGUCGGCUGCGAUCGUGGCAAAAUCCUUUUUGUUUCCGAAUCCGUGUACAAGAUUCUGAACUACAGCCAGAAUGACCUGAUAGGUCAGAGUCUGUUUGACUACCUUCACCCCAAGGACAUCGCUAAAGUCAAAGAACAGCUGUCGUCUUCAGAUACAGCGCCACGAGAGAGACUUAUUGACGCUAAAACCGGUCUUCCUGUGAAGACGGAUAUCACUCCCGGUCCAUCUCGACUCUGUUCUGGAGCCAGACGGUCGUUCUUCUGCAGGAUGAAGUGCAACAGACCUUCUGUCAAAGUAGAAGAUAAAGACUUCCCCUCCACUUGCUCCAAGAAGAAAGCUGACCGGAAGAGUUUCUGCACCAUCCACAGCACAGGGUACCUAAAAAGCUGGCCACCCACAAAGAUGGGGCUGGACGAAGACAACGAGCCCGACAACGAGGGCUGCAACCUGAGCUGCCUGGUGGCCAUCGGCCGCCUACACCCCCACAUCGUCCCCCAGCCUAGCCCGGCCGACAUCAGGGUGAAGCCCACAGAAUACGUCUCCAGGCACGCCAUCGACGGCAAGUUUGUCUUUGUCGACCAGAGAGCAACAGCUAUCCUCGCCUACCUGCCCCAAGAGCUGCUCGGAACCUCCUUCUACGAAUAUUUUCACCAAGAUGACAUCAGCCACCUGGCCGAGUGUCACAGACAAGUGCUGCAGAUGAGAGAAAAGAUCAACACCAACUGUUACAAAUUCAAAAUCAAAGAUGGCUCCUUCAUCACGUUGAGGAGCAGAUGGUUCAGCUUCAUGAACCCCUGGACCAAGGAGGUGGAGUACAUCGUCUCUACUAACACAGUCGUAUCGUGUCCGAUAAUGGAAGGAUCAGAUUACCCUCAGUCGGCUGCGUCUCCGCAGAGCAUGGACAGCGUUCUAACCUCAGAGGGCGGGGGGAGACGGGCUUUGCAGACCGUUCCCGGCAUCCCGGGCGGCACGAGAGCGGGAGCCGGGAAGAUCGGACGCAUGAUAGCGGAGGAAGUGAUGGAGAUUCAGAGGAUUCGAGGUUCAUCUCCUUCCAGCUGUGGUUCCAGCCCUCUGAAUAUAACCAGCACCCCUCCGCCCGACACCUGCUCACCGGGGGGCAAGAAGAUUCAGAACGGUGGGACCCCUGACCUGCCGAGCAUCCCUGGACCCGAUUCUGUGGGCUACCCUUACUCCAACCAGUCCAUCAUGAGUGAUAAUUCCCACCUGAGCAUAGAUAUUAUGGACGAGCCUGGCUCCAGCAGCCCCAGCAACGACGAGGCGGCCAUGGCGGUCAUCAUGUCCCUGCUGGAGGCGGACGCCGGCCUCGGCGGCCCCGUCGACUUCAGCGACCUACCUUGGCCUUUGUGAGGAAUCCGGAAGGGAAGAUUUGGAGCCACUGAUGGAGAGAGUUCAGUCAUUCAGAUUUUUUUCUUUAUUUUUUUUUAUUUUUGUCCCCCCGUCCUCUACUGGAUCUCCUGUUUCCUGCCAUCUGUACACAACUACACCGAAAAAAAAAAAAGAGUGGCGUCUUAAAAAAGAGUAUUUUGAGUCUGUAAAUACUGAAGAUUUUUAUUCCCAGAAGAGAUGUCUCCAGUUCAGGCUGGACGGUUUAGACUUUCACGCCUACUUUUUUGAUUCAUCAUUCCUCGUAGGUGGGCCUGACAAACCGUUGGGGGAUUUCAAAGCUCCCAAAACGACGCAUCGUUUUUCCGGUGUUGGUUGCCUGCAGAUCGGGCGCCUCGUCAAGCGAGAGGCAGUCGUCGUCCAGAUCAUGGAAGCAUACGUUACAGAACUGUGGUGCUAACAUGAGGAUGCUCCUUCUCCGACUGACCCCUGUCCAACAGUGGCUCUGGGACCCUCCACCCCCACCACCACCAACAAACACAGGUCAACGACCAACCCCGCACCCCCUCACAGAAAAAUAACCCACCCAGGACUCCUGACACUUUCAAAGACUGCAGUUUGUUGUGGGAUCAAGUGUCGUUCAGUGGGGAGCGCUUGAUUUCCGCUCCACGCUGCGGUCGUUUAUGUCCAGGUUUCCCUAAAACUGUGUACAAAUGAAGCGCCCACCCUCUAAAGACGGCUGUUCCAGCAAGCUGGAAGCAAACUUAAAUCGGUUUGAAAGUUUACUCUGAAUAAGCAAGGUGCAGUUUUAGUUUUGGGCAUCAUUUUUAAAAAGCCGCCUUGCUGAUGUUUCCUGAACUAACAUGUACGUAAAAAGGGUUUCUUCCCAACUAUUCUGAGUUCGAUUUGACAAACGGAUGAAAAACAGAACAUUUAACCCAACACAGCCUGCAGUGCUUCACGUGAAACGUAAUAAAACAGUGAUAAAAAAACAUAAAUUGAUAUCCUAGAAUCCAUGUGGCUCAGUAGACGUCGUAUCAGGUCCCCAAAACACAAUGGAAGCCAGUCCUUCGAUGCUUUUUCAACGUUUAAAAAGCUCUGCUAAAGUGACAAGGUUGUCAUUUCUCCCUCCAGCCUCGUCAUCCGCUGGCCUCAAAGAUUUGGUUGUAGCUCAGCUGCAAUAGUUUUAUUCCAGGUGAAGCAAUUAUAUGUUGAUUUGGACUCAUUUGUCGGUGUGACGCGGAGGAAUGACAUCCUUUUUUAUAAACCUGAAGACUUGUGAAGACCACCUACUACUACUAAUGUUUCAGCCAUCAGAAUGCCACAGCGCUGCUUUCCAAACUGCUGCAGCAAAGAAACAGACCUUAAUCCAAUAACAAGCUUUAUAGAGUCAGGGUUUUUUUUAUAUCUAUAUUUGUAUUUCAACUCUUUUUAAGAAUAAUAGACUAUGGGUCACAGGGUUUGCACUCUCACAUCCUCCAUCUGCUCUAAAGAAGCACUUCAGGCUGUAUGUGAUUAAAUUCUGUUCUGUUCGACGGAUUUUGGCUCCAAUUUCAUUCAUAACCUUCCUGAUGAAACAACUUUAGUUUGUGAAGUUAAAAGAAAAAGCAGUUCACUGUCUUAAAUUCGAUCAACUUGACUCCUAAAAGUGAGCAGAUGUUGCGUUGGCUGCACUUUGCUAUCAAUCAAACUACCUGCUGAAUGAGACGGAUCCAGUCGCGGAUCAAUAACCACCUUCGUUAGAGACGGCCACAUAGAGCCUCUGAGUAAAGUUUUGCUUUCGUGUCUGUUUCUCUGCUCCAUCAUCAUGGAUAUCUAUAUCUGCAACAUAACCUCAUCGCCUCGCCAGAACACACCCAGCCACCGAGACGAGUUUAUUUUACGUAGAAGAGGUUCGAGCAUCUCGACACCUGCCUGUGUGGAAAAAACCAAAAGUGGAUUCUGCAAAUAAACGUGGCUUAUUUCUGAAAAGCAUUGAACAUAGAAUAUUAAAGGCUUUUUUUUUUUUUUUAGUAUUCUGACAGUAUUAUUAAAACUAUAUAUCCCCGCCCUUAUUUAUAACGGGAUUAUUUAAACUAAGAAAUGCUAAAUACUAAAGGUGGAAGCCUGCUUUUUAAUUUAAAGGAGGACUUUGCAACAUGCACAGCAGUGAACACAGGAAAUACUGUUCAGUUUUAAAUAGUGGAGAAUUUUUUUAUAAAAAUUUUUUUUCCCCUCAUCGUUUGGCAAUUUUCGUCCGUCUUUACCUGGAAAUGUAGGAGCAACAUGUUUAUCUGUACCUCAAAGUCAACAUUACAGUUACUUUGACGUCUGACAUUAAGUUUGUUUUUUUUUAUUUAUUUGAAAGUCAUAGUCUGCUGUCAGAAAACUGUGCCUUGCAGACAUAUUCAUAGCCCUGGACUUUAGGCACAUUUUGUCUGGUUCCAAAUACUUUUUUUCAAAUAAAAAUCCGAUGAAGGGUAAAUUAAUCUCAGACGAAUCGAUGCGUUUUUGUCCGCAGAUUAUUGUUGGGAAGGAUUGAGUUAUAGCUCUGGCUCCGUGUUGGUGAAUCUCUGCUCUGUCGUCAAUCCUCCUAAAGCUUUUCCUUCAGUGUUUCAAUAUUUAUUUUUAUAUGGCUUUCUUCAACAAUAAAACCAGGUUUAAUGUGACAAAAUAUGAAAAGGUUAUAAAAUGAUGGCUCCAAUGUCUCUCAGUGCAAAGACACUUGGUUAUCCUGCUUAGAGCAGCAGUUUUUUUUUCCCAAGCGGUUUUUGGAAGUAAAACGAAUGAAACUGCGGUUUAGUAGUGUGUUUUUACAAUAUUUUACAAUUAUGAGCUUUUAUUUUUGUCUACAUUGCUGAUGAAAACAUUGUAAAUAAAAAUCAACGGAUACCAAUGGUUUAAGAACACGGUUAAAUAAUGGAGAUACAAAUUGGGGAAGGGACAAAUUUCCCCAGAUCACUGAAAUGUAAUUGCAGGAGAUUAAAACUGCGGCUUUUUUUUCUAGGUGUUCAUGUUACCCUGUAGCUUGAAAAUAUUUGUUUUGCUAUAAAAUGUAUUGCUUCAUAACAAAAGCCGUGGAGGCGACCAAAAACACAACAUUUAACCGGAAGCAGGGAGCCAUCCUCUGGAACGAUUCUUGCAGUGCAUGGCACUUAUUUUUUUAUGGUCAAAUUAAGACAUUCCUCUUUAAAUGCUUUUACCUUUUAAAGCCAGCAGUAACCCUUUAAAUUAUUUAACUCGAGAUGAUCCAGAUUUCAUCUUCUGCCAACAUUGUUUUAUGAUUAAAAGCAAAUCUGAUGCAGAUGAGUCACAAGCGUUAUUUUUCCAUGCAGGCGGUACGUUUUGAUGCCUAACUCUGAAACCUUCGCAGUUCUUUAAGUUGUUGUUUUUUUUUUUUUUUUUUUUUUUAAAUACCCUUUCCUCCCUCCAAUCAGAGAGCAGCUGGCGAGGCGCCCUCCGUUUCUGUCCCACUCGGUUUCUGAUUCAGUGUUUGUACUCUACACACUACAAGAAAGUGUUUCCCUUUGUUUAUAUUACUCUCCCCACCUGACAAUAAUGUAUCAAAUCUUUAAAUAUUAUCAUGUUAAGAGUAUACUUUAUGCAAAUAUAUAUGAGUAUGAUGAGUGUGUUGUAUGUAUCAGCAGUGAAAUAUUUUUAAAAUAAAAAAAUUAUUUGUUUCUGUCAUA
Molecule: messenger RNA, 5868 nt
Organism: Xiphophorus maculatus (southern platyfish)
Lineage: Eukaryota; Metazoa; Chordata; Actinopteri; Cyprinodontiformes; Poeciliidae
Product: aryl hydrocarbon receptor nuclear translocator-like protein 1
Exons: 20
Coding region: 317-2224 (635 amino acids)
Biological process (GO): circadian rhythm; regulation of transcription by RNA polymerase II
Cellular component (GO): cytoplasm; aryl hydrocarbon receptor complex; transcription regulator complex
Molecular function (GO): RNA polymerase II cis-regulatory region sequence-specific DNA binding; DNA-binding transcription factor activity, RNA polymerase II-specific; protein dimerization activity
Source: RefSeq, a predicted model, not a curated record